CGUGUGCGGGCGCCGGGCAGCGCAGCGCGGCGGGUCCCGUUCGGCGGGGAGGAAGGCGGGGCGGGGAGGAGGUGAAAAGCAGAGGCCUCUAAGUAGCUUGAUGCAGUUAGGUACUUCCCGCCUGGAUGCUCGGAUGGGCAGGAGAGAGGAGCUGCCCCCCCUGGAGAGCCCGGCAGGCAGCCAGCCUCUUCUCCUCUUAAUUUAACGGGCACUUGCGAGCGCUGACAGCAGCGAGGGGUUCUCGCUUUUGAGAUGCGCAGGCAGGACUGAGAAGAUCUUGCUCACUGUAGGACCCAGAGUGGCUUGGAUUUGUCAGAGGGAAAUGCUGCAGCAUGAACCCACCGCCUAGAGAGAAGGGAUCGCACCACCUCGGCGCCGUUCCCUGAGCCAGCCCGACAGCAGCCGUCCGGCGGGGAGCCUGCACGGGGGACUGACGCCGGGAGCAGCCCAGCCCUGCCGCUCUGCCGCCCGGCUCCGGCGGGAUGCUUUCGCCGCCGCCUUCAUGCCGAAAGGGAGGACUCUGAAUCACCGCUCCGCGCCCUGCAAGCCUCUCGGGCAAGGACCCCGGGUAGCGGCGGGGCCCCGCGGCUCAGCCCGGUCCGGAGCCAUCCACGUGUCACCCACCGGCGUUCCCCGGUGAAGGCGCCCGCUCCAGCCGGCGGUGCGGGGGGGGACCCCUGAGCCUUUCGCCGCAGAAACCAGCGGCUCCCCCCGGGGUGGCGGCGGAUCCCGCCCGGCGGCUGCGACCCGGUGCCCCAUGGUGCUGCUGCGGAAGCUGCCGGGCAUGCCGGGCUGGCCGGCGGCGCUGGGGCUGCGGCUGCCGCAGAAGUUCCUGUUCCUGCUCUUCCUCUCGGGCCUGCUCACCCUGUGCUUCGGGGCCCUCUUCCUUCUGCCCGAUUCCUCCCGCUUCAAGCGCCUCUUCCUUCCCCGCCGGGCCACCGCCUCCGCCGCCUCCUCCUCUUCUUCCUCCGCCUCCUCCUCCUCCGCCUCCUCCUCCACCCGCGACACCGACCUGCCCCGCAGCCCCCCCGCCGCCGCCGAGCCCCGCCACGCCAGUCCCGCCGCCCCCCGCCGCCUCCGGGAGAAGCUCCGUACCGCCGCCCGCAUGGCCGGCCCGCCGGCCCACACCGCGCCUGGCUCCCGGCAGCAGGUGCAGGGCGGCGAACGGCGAGCCGAGCCCGCCACCGGGGCUCCCUCCGCCCGGGAAACGCGAGCUCCAUACCGCUUCGACUAUGAACGGUUCCGACGGAGCCUCCGCCACCCGGUGCGGGGCAGGCGGCCCGGCGAGGACCCGGAGACCCGCGCCCGUAGGAUGAAGGUUAAAGAGAUGAUGAAAUUCGCUUGGGAUAACUACAAACAAUAUGCACUUGGAAAAAAUGAACUGCGACCGCUGACUAAGAACGGACACAUUGGUAACAUGUUUGGAGGCCUUCGAGGAGCUACAGUAGUAGACGCCUUAGAUACUCUGUACAUCAUGGAACUCGAGGAGGAAUUCCAAGAAGCAAAGAAGUGGGUGGAGAAGAGCUUCGACUUGAAUGUGAACGGAGAAGCAUCCUUGUUUGAGGUGAACAUCCGCUAUAUUGGAGGACUGUUGGCCGCAUACUACUUAACUGGAGAAGAGGUGUUCAAGAGUAAAGCUCUGGAACUUGGAGAGAAACUUUUGCCAGCUUUUAACACCCCCACUGGUAUCCCACGUGGCGUCAUAAAUCUGGGCAGUGGCAUGAGUUGGAGUUGGGGUUGGGCAUCUGCUGGAAGCAGCAUCUUAGCAGAAUUUGGUACCUUGCACUUGGAAUUCCUGCACCUCUCGGAGCUCUCUGGCAACCCGGUGUUUGCAGAAAAGGUGAUGAACAUCCGCAAAGUCCUGAACAGAGUUGAGAAGCCACAGGGCCUUUAUCCCAACUUUCUCAGCCCGGUGACAGGGAACUGGGUGCAGCACCAUGUCUCCAUUGGGGGGCUUGGGGACAGCUUUUAUGAAUAUCUCAUCAAAUCUUGGCUGAUGUCAGACAAGAAAGACUCUGAAGCUAAAAAGAUGUAUGACGAUGCGCUAGAGGCAAUAGAAAAGCAUUUGGUCAAAAAGUCUGCUGGAGGAUUGACCUACAUUGCUGAAUGGAGGGGUGGCAUCUUGGAUCACAAAAUGGGCCACUUGGCUUGCUUCUCGGGGGGCAUGAUAGCACUUGGAGCUGAACACGCUGGAGAAGAGAGGAAGCAACAUUACGUGGAUCUUGCUGCAGAAAUAACAAACACAUGUCACGAGUCUUAUGCACGCUCAGAUACCAAACUCGGCCCCGAAGCCUUUCGCUUUGAUGCUGGAACUGAAGCCAUGGCAACCAGACUCAGCGAGCGCUACUACAUCCUACGCCCAGAAGUGGUAGAAAGCUACAUGUACAUGUGGCGGCUGACACAUGAUCCCAAGUACAGGCAGUGGGGCUGGGAGGUUGUGAAGGCCCUGGAAAAACAUUGUAGAGUAGAAGCUGGUUUUUCUGGCAUCCGAGAUGUUUACACCACAACUCCAACCCAUGACAACAUGCAACAGAGUUUUUUCCUUGCAGAGACUCUGAAGUACCUCUAUCUUCUGUUCUGUGAAGAUGACGUGCUGUCCCUGGACGACUGGGUGUUCAACACAGAGGCUCACCCCCUGCCAGUCAACCACACAAACUUUAAAGCAAGUGUGCAGUAGUGAGGCCGUUGCCCAGCGCCCUGCUUCUGCAGCGUCAGCGGGUUACUGCAUUUCCUUUCCAUUAAAGGAAUUCGCGUUGUUCCUAAAAUGGUAUUUUGGGGCACUAGUCCAAUUCCGGACAGUAUUAUAUUGGGGAGAUGAAACCAUGACAUAAGCACCUUCUUUUCCUCUGUGAGGAGCUCUAUUAGCCUGAUAAUGAGAUGUUUAUUCUGGGCCAUAUUGUACACAGCUCAUAGACAUUCCUUUAUACAGAGAAUUUAUAUGAAAUCCACUGACUUUGCUUUAUAGUGGCCAAAGGACUGGAAGUUUGCCAUAAAAUAGACUUCACACACACACACACACACAUCCUCCUUUCGUUUUUCUGUUUCAUUUUUGCCUUUUAUAUACUCUCGGAUUUAUCACCUUUCUAAUUAACAGUUUUCAAUAUACUGUGCUUUCUAGGUGGUAGGCUUUCUAAGCUUUUUAGGAAGGACAGGAUGGGUGAACGAGGAAGAGGAGUUGCCCUUUAUGUGAGAGAGCAGCUGGAGAGUGCGUGGAGCUCUGCCUGGGGAUGGAUGAGGAGCUGACUGAGAGCUUAUGGGUCAGGAUUAAAGAGAGGACAGGUAAAGGUGACAUUAUAGUGGGUGUCUGCUAUAGGCCACCUGACCAGGAAGAACAAGUGGAUCAGACCCUCUACAGACAGAUAGGAGCAGCCUCAGGUUUGAAUUUGCCAGCCCUGGUCCUCAUGGAGGACUUCAGCCACCCUGAUAUCUGCUGGAGGGACAACACAGCAGGGCAUAAGCAAUCCAGGAGGUUCCUUGAGUGGACUGAUGAUGAAUUCUUCCUCCAAGUGAGAGAGGAGCCAACAAAGAGAGAUGCUCUGCUGGACCUCAUACUCACCAACAAGCAGGGGCUCGGGGGUGUGGAGAUCAAAGGCAGCUUUGGCUGCAGUGACUAUGAGAUGGUGGAGUUCAGGAUCCUGAGGGCAGGGAGGAGGGUGAAAAGCAAGCUCACAACCCUGGACUUCAGGAGAGCAGACUUUGGCCUCUUCUGAGAUCUGCUUGGAAGAGUCCCACGGGAUAAGACCCUGGAGGGAAGAGAGGCCUGAGAAAGCCAGUUAAUAUUCAAGAAUCAUGUCCUCCAAGCUCAGGAGAGUUCCAUUCCAAUGAGCAGGAAGUCAGGCAAAAAUGCCAGGAGGCCUGUGUGGAUGAACAGAGAACUCCUAGCCAAACUCAGACACAAAAAGGAAGCACACAGAGGGUGGAAGCGAGGAUGGGUAACAUGGGAGGACUACAGAAACAUUGUCUGAGCAUCCAGGGCUGACGUUAGGAAAGCUAAAGCCCAAAUGGAAUUCAGUUCAGCCAGGAAUGUCAAAGACAACAGGAAAGGCUUCUGUAAGAACACAGGCAACAAGAGGAAGGCUGGGAAAACGUGGGCCCACUGCUGAACAAGACAGGGGACCUGGUUACCCAGGACAUGGAGAAGGCUGAAAUACCAAAUGUCGCCUUUGCCUCAGUCUUUGCUAGCAAGACUGGCCUUCAGGAAUCCCAGGUUCCAUGGAGCAGGGGGAAAGGCUGGAGCAAGGAAAAUGUACCCUUGGUGGAAGAGGAUCAGGUCAGGGAAUACUUAAGCAAACUGGACAUACGUAAGUCCAUGGGCCUUGAAGGGCUGCACCCACAAGUGCUGAGAGAGCUGGCAGAUGUCAUUGCAAGGCCACUCUCAAUCUUUGAUUGAUCAUGGCAACUGAGAGAGGUGCCGGAAGACUGGAGUAAAGCAAAUGUCACUCCUAUCUUCAGGAAGGGCAAGGAGGAGGGCCCAGGGAACUACAGGCUCGUCAGCCUCUCCUCAGUCCCUGGGAAGGUGAUGGAGCAGCUAAUCCUGGAAACCAUUUCCAGGCACACAAAUGACAAAAAGUCUAGUCAGAGGCCAGUAACUAGUGGAGUACCCCAGGGGUCAAUACUGGGCCCAGUCCUGUUUAACAUCUUCAUUAAUGAUCUGGAUUUCCAGUUCGAGGCUCCUCAGUACGAGAGAGACAUAGACAUAAAGAUCAGUAAGGGACUGGAACAUCUCUCCUAUGAGGAAAGGCUGAGAGCUGGGACUGCUUAGCCUAGAGAAGGCUCAGGGGGAUCUUAUUAAUGUAUAUAAAUACCUGAAGGGAGGGUGCAAAGAGCCAGGCUCUUCCCAGUGGCACCCAGUGCCAGGACCAGAGGCAGCGGGCACACGCUGAAACACAGGAGGGUCCCCCUGAACGUGAGGAAACACUUUUUUACUCUGAGGGUGACUGAGUGCUGGCACAGGUUGCCCAGGGAGGCUACGGAGUCUCCAUCCUUGGAGAUGCUCAGAAGCCACCUGGACAUAGUCCUGGGCAACCAGCUCUAGGUGGCCCUGUGUGAGCAGGGGGGGUGGCCCAGAUGACCUCCGGAGGUCCCUGCCAGCCUCAACCAUUCUGUGAUUCUGUGAUUGUGGUGUCAAAAUUGUAACUAAAUCAAAACCUGUCUGCAAAAUUCUUGAUCCUAAUGUAUUUUUAUAUACUUUUUCUGUGCUCUUAAAACACAUUUACCACACUUCACAUCUCAUUUAACUUUCCUUUAUCGUUUUUGUGUUUUUCUACUUUUAUUUGGAACUAAAUGUUAUGAGUCACUUGUAAUAAUUUCACUGCUGUAAUAGUCAAAUCUGUGAAACAGAAUAAAAGUCUUGUAAAAUAAAAA
This is a messenger RNA of Grus americana (Whooping crane), 5364 nucleotides long. RefSeq names its product mannosidase alpha class 1C member 1 (gene MAN1C1). The record is from RefSeq and is a predicted model, not a curated record. Bases 758 to 2677 code for a protein of 639 amino acids. Gene Ontology annotation, biological process: carbohydrate metabolic process; N-glycan processing. Gene Ontology annotation, molecular function: calcium ion binding; mannosyl-oligosaccharide 1,2-alpha-mannosidase activity. Gene Ontology annotation, cellular component: extracellular exosome; Golgi membrane; endoplasmic reticulum. Lineage: Eukaryota; Metazoa; Chordata; Aves; Gruiformes; Gruidae. The transcript is spliced from 13 exons.